Molecule: messenger RNA, 458 nt
Organism: Racocetra persica
Lineage: Eukaryota; Fungi; Glomeromycota; Glomeromycetes; Diversisporales; Gigasporaceae
Source: the annotation of a GenBank genome assembly
UAUUGCUGCUUAUAGGUCAGGAUUGAAUAUAGAUUGUGAUCAAAGUGCUGAAGCUGCAGCGGCCGUUUUGAGGAAAUUUGUUUCCGAUUUUGCAUUAUUACCCGAUACGAAGGGACCUGUUAGGCUUGUGAAUAAAAUUCUAAUUGAUUACAUAUUAAACUUGGCAAUUGAUAUUGCUAUACAUCUUAAUAUAGGAUUUGGUGAUUCUGAUAUUGAUCUAAUUACGUCUAAUCCGCUUUUGCUAAGACCUUUAAUUGAAAAAUAUCCAAACGCAAAGUUCGUUCUUUUGCAUACAUCGUAUCCUUAUUCCCGACAGGCGGGAUAUCUUGCUUCAGUAUAUUCCAAUGUAUAUGUUGAUAUUGGUCUUGUUUUUCCUUUGAUUUCCGCGUCCGGUCAGCAGGCUAUUUUACGUGAGCUGUUGGAAAUUUGUCCAAGUAGCAAACUUUUAUUUAGCACAG